Molecule: messenger RNA, 3186 nt
Organism: Pipistrellus nathusii (Nathusius's pipistrelle)
Lineage: Eukaryota; Metazoa; Chordata; Mammalia; Chiroptera; Vespertilionidae
Source: the annotation of a GenBank genome assembly
AUGCCGCGUUGGCCUCUGGCCUCUUUCCGGCCAUGGGGGCUGAGGCCCUCACGGGGCCUCCCCAGGACCCAUCCCCUUUCUACCCAGUCAGAGCCCUCUGGGCCCCGCACCUCCCGGAGGAACCGCGAGGCCAGGCAGCAGCGCCUGCGAGAGAAGCAGGCGGCGCUGGAGGCUGGGCUAGCCGGGGAGAGCCAGCCCCCCGCAGAAUCCAGUAAGGCCUGGACUCCCAAAGAGGUCGUGCUGUAUGAGGUCCCCACGGAACCCGGUGAGAAGAAAGACAUCUCCCAGCCGCUGCCUGCUGCUUACAGCCCCCGCUACGUGGAGGCGGCCUGGUACCCUUGGUGGGUGCGAGAGGGCUUCUUCAAGCCCGAGUAUCAGACCAGGCUGCCCCAGAGCACCGGGGAGACCUUCUCCAUGUGCCUGCCCCCCCCCAAUGUCACCGGGUCCCUGCAUGUGGGGCACGCGCUGACCGUGGCCAUCCAGGACGCUCUUGUGCGCUGGCACCGGAUGCGUGGGGAUUGCGUGCUGUGGGUCCCUGGCUCAGAUCAUGCAGGGAUUGCUACCCAGGCUGUGGUGGAGAAGCAGCUGUGGAAGGAGCGGGGGGUGAGCAGACACGAGCUGGGCCGGGAAGGCUUCCUCCGCGAGGUGUGGAAGUGGAAGGAGGAGAAAGGGGGCGAGAUCUGCAGGCAGCUCCGAGCUCUGGGGGCCUCCCUGGACUGGGACCGGGAGUGCUUCACUAUGGACGCAGGCUCCUCGGUGGCUGUGACGGAAGCGUUUGUGCGACUCCACAAGGCAGGGCUGUUGUACCGCAGCCGGCAGCUGGUCAACUGGUCGUGCGCUCUGAGGUCGGCCAUCUCGGAUGUUGAGGUGGAGCACCGGUCCCUGCCUGGCCCCACUGAGCUCCGGCUGCCCGGCUGCCCCACCCCUGUGACUUUCGGCCUCCUCAUCUCCGUGGCCUUCCCCGUGGAUGGAGAGCCUGACGCAGAGGUCGUGGUAGGGACCACGAGACCAGAGACAUUGCCUGGAGACGUGGCAGUGGCUGUUCAUCCCGAUGACACCCGAUACACACACCUGCACGGGCGGCACCUCUGUCACCCCCUGACAGGGCAGCUCCUGCCCCUGGUCACAGACUCUGCUGUCCAGCCGCACGUGGGCACGGGGGCAGUGAAGGUGACUCCAGCGCACAGCCCUGCGGACGCCGAGCUGGGGGCCCGCCACGGCCUGCGCCCCCUGAGCGUCAUUGCGGAGGACGGGACCAUGGCCCCCGCCUGUGGGGACUGGCUGCAGGGUCUGCACCGCUUCGUGGCCCGGGAGAAGAUCCUGUCCGCGCUGAGGGAGCGGGGCCUGCUCCGGGGCCUCCAGAGCCACCCCAUGGUGCUGCCCCUUUGCAGCCGCUCCGGGGACGUGGUGGAGUACCUGCUGAAGAGCCAGUGGUUCGUCCGCUGCCGGGAGAUGGCGGAGCGCGCGGCGCAGGCUGUGGCGUCUGGGGCCCUGGAGCUGAGCCCCUCCUUCCACGAGAAGACCUGGCGGCUCUGGUUCUCCCGCACUGAGGACUGGUGCGUCUCCCGGCAGCUGUGGUGGGGCCAUCGGAUUCCAGCCUACCUGCUCGUGGGGGAGCCCGGGACGAUGGGCCACGGGGAGGACUGCUGGGUGGUCGGGCGGACGGAGGCUGAGGCCAGGGAGGCGGCCGCAGAGCUGACAGGGAGGCCAGGCGCCGAGCUGAUCCUGGAGCGCGACCCCGAUGUCCUGGACACGUGGUUCUCGUCAGCUCUUUUCCCCUUCUCUUCCCUGGGCUGGCCCCAGCAGACGCCAGACCUCACUCGCUUCUACCCCCUGUCGCUUCUGGAGACGGGCAGUGACCUCCUGCUGUUCUGGGUGGGCCGCAUGGUCAUGUUGGGGACCCAGCUCACGGGGCAGCUCCCCUUCAGCAAGGUGCUUCUGCACGCCAUGGUCCGGGACAGGCAGGGCCGGAAGAUGAGCAAGUCCCUGGGGAACGUGCUGGACCCACGGGACCUCAUCCGAGGGGCAGAGCUGCAGGUGCUGCAGGAGAAGCUGAGGGAUGGGAAUUUGGACCCCAAAGAGCUGGCGAUCGCGGCUGCCGCGCAGAGAAAGGACUUCCCUCACGGGAUCCCCGAGUGUGGGACAGAUGCCCUGCGCUUCGCUCUGUGCUCCCAUGGGGCCCUGGCGGGGGACCUGCACCUGUCUGUCUCUGAGGUCCUGAGCUCCCGCCAUUUCUGCAACAAAGUCUGGAACGCCCUGCGCUUUAUCUUCAGCGUCCUAGGGGAGAACUUCACGCCGCAGCCCGCGGAGGAGCUGAGCCCCGCGUCCCCCAUGGACGCCUGGAUCCUGAGCCGCCUGGCCCGCACCGCCCGGGAGUGCGAGCGCGGCUUCCUCGCCCGGGAGCUGCCGCUCGCCACCCACGCCCUGCACCGCUUCUGGCUCCACAGCCUCUGUGACGUCUACCUGGAGGCCGUAAAGCCCGGGCUCUCGCACAGCCCCCGCCCGCCCGGGCCGCCCCAGGUGCUGCUCUGCUGUGCGGACGUCGGUCUCCGCCUGCUGGCCCCGUUCAUGCCCUUCCUGGCGGAGGAGCUCUGGCAGAGGCUGCCCCCCGGGCCGGGCGGCCCCCGCGCCCCCAGCAUCUCUGUUGCCCCCUAUCCCAGUGCCCAGAGCCUGGAGCGCUGGCAUCGCCCCGAGCUGGAGCGGCGCUUUUCCCGGGUCCAGGAGGCCGUGCAGGCGCUGAGGGCUCUUCGGGCCACGUACCAGCUCACCAAGGCCCGGCCCCGAGUCCUGCUGCAGAGCUCGGAGCCCGGAGAGCGGGAUGUCUUCGAGGCCUUCCUGGAGCCGCUGGGCACCCUGGGCCGCUGCGGGGCUGUGGGUCUCUUGCCCACGGGUGCCCCCGCCCCCUCCGGCUGGGCCCAGGCCCCGCUCAGCGAGGGCGCCCAGGUCCACAUGGAGCUGCAGGGCCUGGUGGACCCGCAGGCCCACCUGCCUCUGCUGGCCGCCCGGAGGCACAAGUUGCAGAAGCAGCUGGACGGCCUGGUGGCCCGGACCCCGUCAGAGGGAGAGGCUGAGGCGCGGCGGCAGCAGAGGCUCUCUGCCCUCCACCUGGAACUGUCCAAACUGGACCAGGCGGCCUCUCACCUCCGGCAGCUGAUGGCUGUGUCUCCCAGCCCCAGGGACCCGUGA